Molecule: messenger RNA, 4845 nt
Organism: Leguminivora glycinivorella
Lineage: Eukaryota; Metazoa; Arthropoda; Insecta; Lepidoptera; Tortricidae
Gene: Nep3
Product: endothelin-converting enzyme homolog
Exons: 15
Coding region: 507-3536 (1009 amino acids)
Biological process (GO): protein processing
Cellular component (GO): plasma membrane
Molecular function (GO): metalloendopeptidase activity
Source: RefSeq, a predicted model, not a curated record
CACGCGCACAUUAACAUAUAUUUAAAUGUACGUAUGUUUUUACGUACGUCAAUAUAUGACCUUGCCGGUGUUGGUGCUGUUUACAGUGAUAUCGGAAGAUAUUAGCCGGUUUUCUUAAAAUUAAUAGUGUUAAGUUUGUGGAGUUCAAAUAUAGUGUAUAUAAAUAAAUGACGGAUUGAAAGCUAUUAAGGAACAGUGAUAAACUUAUUGAAAAUGUAAAUAAUCGUAUUUCAAAUGUGUCAAAAAUGUGUGUAAAAGUAUAAAAAUAUCCUGUAAAACAUUGCAUUGAAUUAGGCGUCCCUAAAUUCAACUUCAAAAAUCUGCAAUUAUAAAUCUGAAAAGUCUUAGUAUCUCUGAGAAAUUCCAUUGAAAUGCCAGCAAAGCUACAUAAACACUAGUGCCAAAUACUGAAAUGGAUCAGACUUCAUAAAAACUUCCUAUAUCUUAUAAAAAGACUUUAAAACAGAUUAGAUAUAAAACUCAGUGAAAGUGUCUCCACAAGCACCAUGACAGACGUCCAAGAAAGUUCCUCCGAUACCACGGACUCUCCCGAUUCCCCAAGCACUACCAACAACAAAUUCAACUGGAUAAAACAACAGGCCAGGGCUCGGAACAACCCCUUCGUGAAACCCCGACCCUCGCUUACUAGAGAAAGCUCAACUUCAGAACUGUUCUCAAGGACGAAUUCUAGUGCGGACUUCUUUCAAAGUUCGAGGCUGAAUCUGUUUGAUACAGCGCCGAAGCCAGAGACCAAUGAGAGAUUUGGAAAGGGCGUAUCGUUCAUAGGAUGGCACCAGCGGACGCGGCUGGAGCGAGUGCUGCUUGUGCUGUCAGCUUUGCUGACGUUGGCAGUUUUGCUGACGACAUGUCUGCUGCUAGCCAUGCGGGGUCCAACGUAUCUGCCCGUCCCGCCUUGCUACCAACCUGAACCUAAAGAAAGCAGCGUCUGCCUGUCCAGUUCCUGCAUCUACACAGCCAGCGAGGUCAUCAGGGCCCUCGACGAGACUCAGAACCCCUGUGAAGACUUCUACGAGUUCGCCUGUGGGGGUUGGAUGAGAAACAAUCCAAUCCCGGAGGGCAAGUCACAGUGGGGCAUCUUUAGCAAGAUCGAGUUGCAGAAUCAGCUCAUCAUACGGUCUGCUUUAGAUAGAAGGAUGACUAUCAGGCAUCUAGUUGAGCUCACAGGCAUCUCGUAUGGCAGCAUUCAAAGAAUCUUAACUGAUGAAUUACAUAUGAAAAAAGUCUCCGCUCGUUGGGUGCCUAGAAUGUUAACGGCUGAACAAAAGAAAAUACGUUGUGAGAUUUCGAAGUCUAAUCUUGAAAAAUUUCAAACUGAUCCCGAAACAUUUUUGCGUCGGUUUGUAACCAUGGACGAGUCUUGGAUCCAUCAUUUCGAUCCUGAGACCAAACAGCAAUCCAUGACCUGGAAGCGAGCGUCGUCCCCUACACCGAAGAAAUUCAAGGUAGCAAUAAGCUCCGCUGGUAAGGUCAUGGCUUCAGUGUUUUGGGAUGCUGAGGGAGUCAUAAUGAUCGAAUACCUGGAAAAGGGAACCACUAUUACGGGCUCCUACUACGCUGACCAAAUACGCAGAUUGAGAGAGGCAAUCAAAGAAAAGCGGCGGGGUAAACUUCGAGCUGGCAUCCUGUUUCACCAGGACAACGCACCGCCCCACAAGGCCGGUGUUGCGAUGGCUGCCAUCCGUGAUUCAGGGUUCGAAUUGCUGGAACACCCCCCAUAUUCGCCAGACCUAGCCCCCAGCGACUUUUAUCUCUUUCCACGGCUGAAGGAAGAUCUUAGAGGCAACAAAUUUUUGAAUGAUGGCGAGGACAUUGAAAAUUUUGAAACGUUGUCAACCUUUGAUUUGCAAGAGCUUCUUCAAAAUAUACAGAAUAAGUACAAUUUGGGUGGAUUAUUUAAUUGGGCGGUUACAGAAGAUGACCGGAAUUCUUCGAAAUAUAUUAUAGUUCUGGACCAAGGGGGUCUAAACCUGCCAACACGCGACUACUACCUAAACAAAAGCGCACACGCGAAAGUUCUAGAAGCUUACCUCCACUACAUGACAAGAGUAUGCGUCCUGCUAGGUGCGAACGAGACAAAAGCUAAAGAGCAAAUGAGCAAGGUGAUCGAAUUCGAAACGGCGCUAGCUGGGAUAACAACUCCCUCUGAGGAUAGAAGGGAUGAAGAGGGAUUGUAUAAUCCGUUUACGUUGAAACAGUGGCAGAAGGAAGCGAAUUUCUUGAACUGGACGGCGUUCUUCAAUGACGCUUUUAGAUUAGUUGGAAGAAGUAUAUCCGAAAAUGAAAGAAUCGUCGUGUACGCGCCUGAAUAUUUCCGGAACCUGACUAAAGUAAUAAAGAACUACACUAGAUCAAAAGAAAAGAAAACGAUCUUAAAGAACUACCUCAUCUGGCAAGUGUCUCGCUCGCUCUCGACCUACUUAUCCAAAUCCUUCCGAGAUGCCACCAAAAUUCUACGCAAGGCUUUGUAUGGAUCUGAGGGCACAGAAGAAUCUUGGAGAUAUUGUGUUACAGACACUAAUAAUGCGCUUGGAUUCGCAGUAGGAGCCAUGUUCGUUCGAGAAGUGUUCCACGGAGAAGCCAAGACGCAAGGAGAGUUCAUGAUAGACAACAUUAGGAACGCGUUCAAGAACAAUCUCAAGAACUUGGAUUGGAUGGACACGGAGACGAUGAAGGCUGCAGAGACCAAAGCUGACGCUAUCACAGAUAUGAUAGGUUUCCCGGACUACAUCCUUCAGAAAGAGGAAUUAGACAAACAAUACGAAGAACUGACUAUUCAUCCCAACGAGUACUUCCAAAACAACAUCGCGUUCAAUCUGUUCAGCUUGAAAAACGACUUGAAGAAAUUGGACCAGCCCGUCAAUAGAACGAAAUGGGGAAUGACACCAUCAACGGUAAACGCCUACUACACUCCAACCAAGAACCAAAUAGUGUUCCCCGCCGGCAUCCUGCAGCUACCUUUCUACGAUGGUGACAACCCUAAGAGCGUCAACUACGGAGCUAUGGGUGUUGUCAUGGGGCAUGAGUUGACACAUGCGUUUGAUGACCAGGGCAGAGAGUAUGACAGAUUUGGAAACUUGAACCAGUGGUGGAACAAUGCCACCAUAAACCGCUUUAAGAAGAGAGCGAAAUGUAUCCAGGAGCAGUACUCCAGUUAUUCUAUGGAGGGCCAGCAUUUAAAUGGGAAGCAGACCCUGGGUGAGAACAUAGCGGAUAAUGGAGGUCUGAAGGCCUCAUUCCAUGCAUACCUGGACUACAGUAGGACAGAGGCCAAAGUGAACUUGACUCUACCCGGCUUGAAGUAUAACCAUAGACAGUUGUUCUUCAUCUCUUUUGCACAGGUAUGGUGUUCCUCAAUGACCAAAGAAUCUACUAAAAUGCAAAUAGAAAAAGAUGACCAUACUGUCGCAAAAUACAGAGUGAUAGGCCCAAUAUCUAACCUGAAGGAAUUUUCCAAGGAGUUCGACUGUCCCAUAGGCUCUAAAAUGAAUCCAAAACAUAAAUGUGAAGUAUGGUAAAGUUGAAUUGAAUAUUUUGCUGGUUUGGCGUGUUGAGAGCUUCAGUGCUGCUGCGUUCCUAUAUUUAUUACGCCUGAAGUGUGUUGUUUAUGCGAGUAACAUUAAAGUAACGCUAAACAAAAAAUUCAAAGGCUAAUACAGUGUUAAACAUUUCUAGCUCUUCAACUAUUUUCAAGAACUGAGUAACUCACAAUGACGUGAUGUGAAUUUGACACUGACAGUUGACAAGUAGUACAAUUCAGAACAAAAGUGCUUUAAGCCUGUGCUACACCUUCCUUAAAAUUAUAACAUUCUGAAUAAGUAUAUAAAAUCAUUAAUUUAGAAAAGUAUAGUCACAGGAGUAGCCUAGUAAAGAUUAAUUUCAGUUUUCCUGUCUCUUGUCUAGAUCAUUUAGGAUGAUAUAAAAAGGAAGAUUAAUUAACAGUGUUUUGAUAUAAAGUAGUAGAAAAUAAAUCUUUGUAAAUGUCUCGUUUUACACAACAGUUAUUUAUGAUUUUUUUGUGGUUCCAUUUAAUAUAAUUUCUACUAUUUUAUAUCGCACUACAGCACGGCACUUAAACCUAGUGCUCUAUGUACCUACUCAUGUUCAGCUCACAGUCCUCCAAGACCAAAAAUCGCCUUAUCUGUAAAAAAAAAUAUUCAAAGAGAAUGUCUUAUGCUCUUGGAAGAUUGGAGUCAGGACAGUAUGAGUACAUGCUAGGUUUUAAGAAUUACAUGCUUAAGCUCAAUACACUCAUAUACUCUAAGUAUAAGGGUGUUGAAAAAAAGAUUUUGUAAAAUAAAAAAGUACCAAAUUGUCAUAUGCUAAAUCUAUUUAAAGUAAAAUGCCUCAAAUGCUUGUGAGAAUGAAAGAUUUUUUUAUGAAAGGAUAUAGAAUGUUUGGGCAUUUUUGUAUAUCGUAGUAUAAUUAUGAGCUUAGAGUAGUCGUGAUGAGAACGGAUUAACGGGUUACUGAUCAAAUAGAAAAACUGUAUAAGUUAAUGGUUAAUGGAAAACACUAUACGAAACUUAUGUGUGCCAUCCUAUAUGAAUGUACAUUUAGGAUAUACCUACGAAUGGGCGUAGUGGGGAUUUAUGUUAUUAUUUUAACUAUGGGAUCUUACUUGACUUUAUUAUUGUAACUUUUCCUGUAUUGGUUUUAUCGCACGGUCAUCACAUAAUUGCUUAGGUACCUUAACAAAAGACUUGUCACCCCAACUUGACUUAAUUUUUUGUUAUAAGAUAUCAAUUAUCAAAAUGCCUUACAGGCCGGCAACAGACAGUCUUAAAUUUCAUAAUAUUAAGAAAUCAUAAUCUUAUGAAAUUAGAU